CGUCACGUCCGGUGGUCUCGAGCUCAGAGAAGAUGGCGGCUGUAGGAGUGAGCACUGAUGGAGGCGUCGCGCCGCUGGAUCCGGACUCUGCGUCUCCAGCGCCGGAGCAGACGCUCCAGAACAACGCGCUGCUGGGACUCCCGAUCGUGGCGAUCGAGAACAUCCUCAACUUCCUGUCCUACGACGAGAUCAGUCUGCUGCGACUGGUGUGUAAGCGCAUGGAUGUGAUCUGCCAGCGUGUGCUGAACCAAGGCUUCCUGAGAGUGGAGCGCUAUCACAGUCUGUGCCAGAAACAGGUGAAGGCCCAGCUGCCCAGGCGGGAGUCGGAGCGCAGGAAUCACUCGUUAGCGCGGCACGCAGACAUCCUGGCGGCGGUGGAGACGCGUCUGUCACUGCUCAACAUGACCUUCAUGAAAUACGUGGACUCAAACCUCUGCUGCUUCAUUCCUGGAAAGGUGAUCGAUGAGAUUUACCGUGUUCUGCGGUAUGUGAACUCCACACGAGCGCCACAGAGAGCUCACGAGGUGCUGCAGGAGCUGCGGGACAUCUCCUCCAUGGCCAUGGAGUACUUCGACGAGAAGAUCGUCCCCAUCCUGAAGAAGAGGCUUCCCGGCGCGGAUCUCUCCGGACGACUGAUCGGAUCUGCUCCGGUGGCCGGUCCCUCUUCCUCUCUCACCACCAUGUCCCUGCUGGCCAAGAACACUCCGUCUCGCUCGGAGAUGACGAAGGUGCAGCAGCAGGUGAAGGUGAACGGCGCGUCGAUGACGGCGCUGCGGCGCGAGAUGCAGGAGGUGCGUGUGAAGCAGCUGGAGCAGCAGAAGCAGCUGCAGGAUCAGGAGCAGAAGCUGCUGGAGCAGUCUCAGGUGAUGGGCGAGCAGAACGCCCGUCUGGCCGAGCUGGAGCACAAGCUCAGGGAACUGAUGGACAGCGCCGUGGCCUCCAGCUCGUCCGAGGGCCUGUGUCUCAAACGGCCCCGCACCUGCCCAGACCUCCCGCGUCACUCCAAACGCCUGCGCAGCAAGAAAUAGACGGACGUUUCUCUCUACCUUUUAAGUUUCUUUUGCUUCCUUAAAGCUAUAUCAUUUUUUCCACUUAUGUCAAACUAUGACGUGAUAAUCACGCGGAGGAAAAUCAUAAGGAGAGGGGAAUCUCACUGUUUUAUCAUUUGUCAUCGGCACGUCCCUCAUAUCAGACAUGUAUUAAUAUACACUAAUAUGCUUGAGCCCGUCGCUUGACUUCUGUUUCUAAAGCUUGGCAUCUGCCUUGAGCAACGUCUGUCUUUGUGUUUACCCGACCUUCAUGCCAAUGAGCUCGAGGAAACGAUGCGAGAAGCUUUAGUCAAUCAUCUGCGAGGACGAGGAAGACAUGAACACAGCUGAUGUGGCACGCCGCAGUAGUUUCGACCAUUAGGUUCAACUGUGUACAAAGUUUUCAAGUUAAGACUCAGACCCCUUCUUGAAAUGGAGAACACGAGGUGUUGGUAUACAUGAUGUAAAUGGUAAAUAUCAGCUUUGUUCUGUUCUAAGAGAUGUGCCUGGUACGGGUACGAGUAAGUGUUGCAGACGUCUGCAGCUGUAGCACACAUGAUAUUAUAGUUUGUCUGAAGAUCGUCCGUCACUGAGGAUAGUGUCUGUAGGUGUAUCAUUUACUGCAAAUAGAUCUGUGUCAGUGCAAUAAAAAUUGUGGAAAGCCUUGUUACUAGGAAAAUAAAUGAUUGACGUUCAGCUUG
This is a messenger RNA of Carassius auratus (goldfish), 1729 nucleotides long. RefSeq names its product F-box only protein 28-like. The transcript has 5 exons. NCBI's taxonomy places the organism in Eukaryota, Metazoa, Chordata, Actinopteri, Cypriniformes, Cyprinidae. Gene Ontology annotation, biological process: protein polyubiquitination. The coding region runs from base 33 to 1028 and encodes 331 amino acids. Gene Ontology annotation, molecular function: protein binding. The record is from RefSeq and is a predicted model, not a curated record.